AUGGCUACGUACGGUCGAAUAGAUGAAUACGACGAGAGUGAAGAAUGGACACAGUAUGUGGAGCGAAUGGAUCACUAUUUCGAAGCGAAUGAUAUCGAAGACAAAGAUAAGAAACGCUCGAUUUUCCUGAGUGUUAUAGGUGCGAAAACCUAUAAACUACUGCGAGGUUUAAUACGGCCAGAGGUUCCGAACAAAUUGUCAAAUGAAGAAUUAUCUGAAGCUAUAAAAAACCACUAUGUUCCGAAGCCAUCAGUAAUUGUACAACGUUAUGAAUUUAAUACUCGGGUCAGAAGAAACGACGAAUCAAUCUCGACUUUUAUGGCCGAACUUCGGGCAUUGUCUGAACAUUGUGAGUUCGGUAGUGCAUUAGAUGAAAUGUUAAGAGAUCGAUUAGUCUGUGGCGUCAACGAAGACCGAAUACAGAGACGUUUACUGGCUGAACCGACAUUAGAUUUAAAACGAGCUUUAGAAAUUGCACACGGGAUGGAAAACGCCGCUAAAGAUGUUCGUGACUUGAAGGGAGAAAUGCCAAACACAGCGACGAAUAUAAAGAAUGUUAUCGUUGUGGUGGUAAACAUGACCAUACAAAGUGCCGUUUUAAAACUGAAAAGUGCCAUCAAUGCGGUAAAAUUGGACACAUAG
Paramuricea clavata is the source of this 642-nucleotide messenger RNA. The record is from the annotation of a GenBank genome assembly. NCBI's taxonomy places the organism in Eukaryota, Metazoa, Cnidaria, Anthozoa, Malacalcyonacea, Plexauridae.